UUAGAAAAACCUGGAGCUCAACGAAGGCAAGGCAAACACUGUGAAUAGAAUCUCUCUCGCAACUCAAGGCAAAAAUUGUGAAUUGAAUUUGAAACUCCAAUCAAUCAUGGCAAACGAGAAUGAAUUGAAGGACGAAGUGGCAGAGAUUGCUCAGUUCGAUCCUACCAAAAAGAAGAAGAAGAAGAAGGUUGUUUUUCAGGAUGCCGUGGAUGAUGCUGUCGAAAAUUUGGCCGAGAAAACCGAAAACCUUUCGGUUUCUGAUGGGCUUGAAGGUACAUUUUCUGGCUCGAAGAAGAAGAAGAAGAAGCCGGUUGAAAGUAAUAUUUUGAUUGACGAGAGUGGCGAUGCACCGGAAGAGUUAGAAGAUCGUACGGGAGAUGAUGGAGAUGGAGAAGGAGGAGGAAUUGUUCUGCAUUCACGUUAUCCUUGGGAAGGGAGUGACCGGGAUUAUGCAUAUGAGGAGCUUCUUGGUAGGGUGUUUAACAUUCUACGAGAGAAUAAUCCAGAGUUAGCAGGGGACAGGCGUAGGACCGUUAUAAGGCCUCCUCAGGUUCUUCGUGAGGGAACCAAGAAAACUGUUUUUGUGAAUUUUAUGGAUCUCUGCAAGACGAUGCAUCGGCAGCCAGAUCAUGUCAUGGCUUUCUUGCUGGCAGAGCUGGGAACAAGUGGAUCACUUGAUGGACAACAAAGAUUAGUCGUAAAGGGAAGAUUUGCACCCAAGAAUUUUGAAGGAAUCUUACGGCGAUAUAUCAACGAGUAUGUCAUUUGCCUUGGAUGCAAAAGUCCAGACACAAUUCUAUCGAAGGAGAAUCGCCUGUUCUUCCUUAGAUGCGAGAAGUGUGGUUCUGGACGAUCUGUUGCUCCUAUCAAAGCUGGUUUCGUUGCUCGGGUCGGUCGUAGGAAUGCGGGGACGUGAUCCAAGUUGUUCCCCUUCAUCGUGGUUUAUGGUUCAUCCGUUGAAGAAUUUCUUAUUAGUCUUUUGUUUAGUAAGAUCCAAGCACAACUUAUGAACUAGUUUUAGUCCGUCUAUCCAAAAAACUUAUCAACUCUUGCACUUUGUUUCAGACGCCAUGACUUUGAAAAUAAAUAAGUACAGCAGUUUUGUUUUUGUUUUGUAUU
Molecule: messenger RNA, 1119 nt
Organism: Morus notabilis
Lineage: Eukaryota; Viridiplantae; Streptophyta; Magnoliopsida; Rosales; Moraceae
Product: eukaryotic translation initiation factor 2 subunit beta
Exons: 10
Coding region: 107-916 (269 amino acids)
Biological process (GO): formation of cytoplasmic translation initiation complex; formation of translation preinitiation complex; translational initiation
Cellular component (GO): eukaryotic translation initiation factor 2 complex
Molecular function (GO): translation initiation factor binding; translation initiation factor activity; mRNA binding
Source: RefSeq, a predicted model, not a curated record